This is a messenger RNA of Torulaspora delbrueckii, 288 nucleotides long. RefSeq names its product Ste18p (gene STE18). Lineage: Eukaryota; Fungi; Ascomycota; Saccharomycetes; Saccharomycetales; Saccharomycetaceae. The transcript has a single exon. The record is from RefSeq and is a predicted model, not a curated record. Gene Ontology annotation, molecular function: G-protein beta-subunit binding. Bases 1 to 288 code for a protein of 95 amino acids. Gene Ontology annotation, biological process: G protein-coupled receptor signaling pathway. Gene Ontology annotation, cellular component: heterotrimeric G-protein complex.
AUGUCACAAGAGCUGCUGUCCUACAAAAUCAAAGGUCUUAAAUUGCGCAGAAUCAACGAACUUAAUGAUAAGUUACGCGAUGAGCUUGGCCGUGAGAGAAUCACUGCUUCGAAUGCCUGUCUCGCUAUUUCGAACUAUGUUUCCACUCAUAGAGACUAUACUCUGCCCGAGAUAUGGGGAUAUCCCCCGCCCGGUUCAAACCAUUUCGCUGAUGCAACAAAUAAAAAACGUCGUUCUCUUCAGGAAACCGGUCAAUCCACUUCCAAUGCGUGUUGUACCAUCAUGUGA